Sinocyclocheilus grahami is the source of this 860-nucleotide messenger RNA. RefSeq names its product Bet1 golgi vesicular membrane trafficking protein-like (gene bet1l). NCBI's taxonomy places the organism in Eukaryota, Metazoa, Chordata, Actinopteri, Cypriniformes, Cyprinidae. The transcript has 4 exons. The coding region runs from base 220 to 552 and encodes 110 amino acids. The record is from RefSeq and is a predicted model, not a curated record.
AUAAACAUAUCCCAGAAUCCUCAGCGACUGCUGCCCGCUGAUCAGCGGUUCGCUUCGAGACAAAUGUGCGCUGUUUUACAGCUGGCAACACUUUUACUGAACGUCUAUGUGUUCGCUUUUGUUUAAGAAGUCAUUUACAGUUCAAACGAAUAGUCUUUAUUGGUAUUCGGCGUGUUUUAGAGUGUCUUUCGGGGUUGUUAGCCGAUUAGCUCUUUAAAGAUGGCUGAUCCGUGGAAUCGAGGACAUGGUGCUGUGGAUGACAUGCUGGAUGCUGAUAACAGGCUGAUGGCAGAAAAUCUGGCCAGUAAAGUCUCUAGACUCAAAUCUCUGGCGUAUGACAUUGACAAAGAGGCUGAGGAACAGAACACCUACUUGGAUGGCAUGGACUCCAAUUUUCUCAGUGCAACUGGCCUGUUGACUGGAAGCGUGAAGAGGUUUUCCACAAUGGUACGAUCCGGCCGAGACAACAGAAAGAUCUUGUGUUACAUGUCCAUCGGUUUGGUUGUGGUCUUCUUCCUGCUGUACUAUCUAGUGUCACGGCUCCAGAACUAAUGGGACGUUUGCUAGUAUUUUAGAACAGUUUCUCAGUUCUAUGAGAAUAUUUGGGAUGCUCUGUUUGGUCCUCUCAUGAGGAGAUUACAGUGACGUGUACAGCAGAUGUCUUUCCGUUAAUAAAAAGAGGAAUGACUGUGGCGUGAGGAUGAUUUAUCACAUUUUCCUUUAUUUAAGCACACCCUUUGUUUACACUCUCAAAAGUGGUCUGUUCAGUGUAUAUUUUUAUUCAUAAUGGAAAGAAACAUGCCAUGGACCAAUAUUUGCUGUUUUAUUUCAAAUGAAUUAAAAGCAUAUAUAUUUUUUAU